Messenger RNA from Macroventuria anomochaeta, 1253 nucleotides. RefSeq lists its product as uncharacterized. The transcript is spliced from 2 exons. Bases 112 to 873 code for a protein of 253 amino acids. Lineage: Eukaryota; Fungi; Ascomycota; Dothideomycetes; Pleosporales; Didymellaceae. The record is from RefSeq and is a predicted model, not a curated record.
GAGCAUUAUCCGGAACUGAGGGGUGGUUUCGAGAGUGAACCACAGACCAUAUGGCACGACCCACAACGAAGAGCAGAGUAUAGCGCGGUCAGACACGCGUUGAGUGAGAGGAUGAGAGGCUUCUUAGAUCAGCAUUCCGAAGCUGCCGCUGCUGGAAAACCGCUUCCCAUUCCUCCAGAGCCACGUCAAGGACACCUCACAGUCAAUGCCCUGAACCAGCACUUGAACCUUGCCUCACAUGCAAAGCUUGGGCCCAAGACUAUUGUAGAGCGCUGGCUAGAUGCAGUCACGGUCGCCGACUCUGAGCCGGCACUUGAGAAAGAACCGUCCAAUACCACAAAUAUCACGCGACACUCUACCCUGCCAGGCACUUCCAGCUCUUCGUACGUGAAGUUACAGCUUACAUCCGCUGCGAAUGAUACUCUGGACCUAGCGCUAGCAGUUUCCGAGGAUCAUUCGAUUACCAUUGGGGUUGAUGAGAGUUACAAAUCAGUGUCGGAACCCGAAGACAAUGGGACUAAUGCACAAGCUCAACAUCUCAAUCACAGCAGAAAUCGUGGAUCAUCUGCUACUGGCCACACUUUAGUCAGUGGCGUGCCUAGCACACAGAUAAAGCCAAGCAAGGAGGCACCCAGUAUUUCGAGCCGAUCGUCUUGCAUUCUGUUUCUGCCGACAGCACCUGAGAAUCCACAGUCAGGUUCGAACGCGCCGUCAGCAGACACUUUGUUCAGGGAUGAAUCCGGCAAGCCUCCAGAGUCUGUUCUUGGGGUGCUAUGUGGAUUUACUGAGGAAGAGUGGCAAGAUCGGCAACGUCAGAUGAUGCAGACACGCAUAGAGAGACAAGCGCAGGACGAGUCACUCGGCACGCAAUAGCCCGCACAACUUCAUUGAGCAGUCGUCACCUUAGGAAGGACAGGCCAAAUAUACAAGUUCGAUGUUGUCAGAUAGUUCCGCCAACUCUGUCUCUGAUUUCUACGAAGAUCUCGCACUCUUCGGUCACAUCAGGCUAUGCGAUUGCGAGCAAUGUGUCAAACUUCGGCAACACUCAAGUGUUGACAACAGGGCACGGGUCUAAAUUCGCCACCUGGGAUAUGCAUAACGGUUGGCCAGAUUUUCUCGCGCUGUUCCGUCGAUGGGACAUGGGUUCCCUGACUUGAUGUCAAGAGGUAUCUACGCGCUGUGGCGUUAGGGAAGGCAGAUUAUAUACGCUAUUGGUGUCCAUACUGCUGCCUACUAUCUAUUGAUGCUUGCUA